AUGACUAGUUUGGAGACUAGUCUAGUGCAGUCAGGACUUCAGCCUGCGCCUGCAGCACCUGAGCCCUUGGGGGCCGAGCAUGACUCGGAGCCGGAAGAGUCCCAGGCGGGGUAUGAUCUAAUGGACGUGGAUCUUGAGGCCCCAGAAGACGAGCUUGAAGAAGAACUGGAGGACAUACCCGAGGACGAGCCAUGGUACGAGCCAGAGUAUGUCCCAGAGUACGAUCCCGAGUUUGUGCCGGAGGACGAGUCAGAUGAUGAGCCAGUCGAGGAGGAGCGAGUCGAGGUUCCAGCGGAGUUGGGUGAUAUUAAUAACCCAAUUGAGAUCGAGGCUGAGUCGGAGUCCUCAAAGGAGCCGACAGUUCAGAGGGACUCAGAUUCAGAGGCCGAGGAGUCAGAUUCUGAGUGGACACCAAGCAGAGGGCAUAGGAGUUAG
This is a messenger RNA of Syzygium oleosum, 435 nucleotides long. RefSeq lists its product as uncharacterized. The record is from RefSeq and is a predicted model, not a curated record. The coding region runs from base 1 to 435 and encodes 144 amino acids. NCBI's taxonomy places the organism in Eukaryota, Viridiplantae, Streptophyta, Magnoliopsida, Myrtales, Myrtaceae. The transcript is spliced from 2 exons.